Molecule: messenger RNA, 2251 nt
Organism: Dermacentor andersoni
Lineage: Eukaryota; Metazoa; Arthropoda; Arachnida; Ixodida; Ixodidae
Source: RefSeq, a predicted model, not a curated record
UACCAGCACCUCCACCGGAAGCAUGGCAUGGUCAUCCACCAGUAGCCCUACUUCUAGCUCUACGUCUAGCCCCACCUCAAGCUCUACCUCCAGCCCUACUUCUAGCUCUACCUCCAGCCCUACUCCUAGCCCUACUUCCAGCCCUACGUCUAGCCCCACCUCUAGUUCUACGUCCAGCCCUACUCCUUGUCCUACUUCCAGCCCUACUUAUAGCUCUACGCCUAGCCCCACUUCUAGGCCUACCUGGAGCCCUACCUCUAGCUCUAGCUCCAUCUCUACUUCUAGCCCUUCUUUCAGCCCUACCUCUAGUCCUACUUCCAGCACUAUUUAUAGCUCUACGUCUAGCCCCACUUCUAGUUCUACUUGGAGCCCUACCUCUAGCUUUAGCUCCAUUCCAACUUCUAGCCCUACGUCAAGCUCUACCUCCAGCCCUACGUCUAGCCUCACUUCUAGCUCUUCCUCCAUCUCUACUUCUAGCCCUACUUUCAGCCCUACCUCUAGCCCUACUUCCAGCCCUACUUCUACCUCUACUGUCAGUACGACUGCAAGACCAAGCUGUGGCUGCGACACAAGUGGAACUACCACAAGUCCUGCAAGUUCAACAUCCAGCCCGACAUCAAGCUCGACAUCCAGCCCAACAUCAAGCCCAACGUCCAGCCCGACAUACAGCACAACGUCUAGCCCGACACCCAGUCCGACAUCUAGCUCAACGUCUAGCCCGACAUCAAGCACCACAUACAGCCCAACGUCUAGCCCGACAUCCAGCCCGAAAUACAGCACAACGUCAAGCCCGACAUACAGCACAACGUCUAGCCCGACAUUAAGCACCACAUACAGCCCAACGUUUAGCCCGACAUCUAGCUCAACGUCUAGCCCGACAUCAAGCCCUACAUCAAUCUCGACACCCAGCCCGACAUACAGCACAACGUCUAGUCCGACAUCUAGCCCGACAUCAAGCACCACAUACAGCCCAAUGUCUAGCCCGACAUCAAGCCCUACGUCAAGCUCGACAUCCAGCCCGACAUACAGCACAACGUCUAGCCCGACAUCAAGCACCACAUACAGCCCAACGUCUAGCCCGACAUCCAGCCCGACAUCUAGCCCUACAUCAAGCUCGACAUACAGCCCGACAUACAGCACGACGUCUAGCUCGACACUCAGCCCGACAUAUAGCUCAACGUCUAGCCCGACAUCUAGCCCGACAUCAAGCACCACAUACAGCCCAACGUCUAGCCCGACAUCCAGCCCGACAUCUAGCCCUACAUCAAGCUCGACAUACAGCCUGACAUACAGCACGACGUCUAGCUCGACACCCAGCCCGACAUAUAGCUCAACGUCUAGCCCGACAUCUAGCCCGACAUCAAGCAACAGCCCAACGUCUAGCCCGACAUCCAGCCCGACAUCUAGCCCUACAUCAAGCUCGACAUACAGCCCGACAUACAGCACGACGUCUAGCUCGACACCCAGCCCGACAUAUAGCUCAACAUCUAGCCCGACAUCUAGCCCGACAUCAAGCACCACAUACAUCCCAACGUCUAGCCCGACAUCGAGCUCACCAGUCUGGACAACCCGCCCUCCAACGCUUCAUCCAACAAAACCAACAAAUGGCCAUACUCGUCCAACUAAGCCACCAAAGGGAGGUUCCUGCAUCAAUGUCAAUAUGCCAGACGUUCUCGGGAUUGGAAAGGUAAUGAUCGCUAUACGAUUCCGGCCCCUUACACAUGUCUUACUGAAGAGUAAUUUAACUGCUUACAUGUCGAAUGUUCCGUCAAAAGGAGCGUCCAUGCAGAUACCCCCAUCACUCUUCCAGCUAAACUACAGGCUGUUGUGAAGUCGGGGGUCCGAGCGGCCACGAAGGUUCCAUGGCUGGUUCAGUGCCAGGUGACGGGAAAAAGAGAGGUCGAGAGUGACGUCCGAGCGAUGAGAAAAAUUAUUUAUAUACAAAUUUACAUGAUGGUGCUUCAUAAGAAGGGCUCCAUGAUUCUUAGAACACACUACACGGUAAAGUCUUUGCAUGUCCGAGCACGUCUUCACAACAAUCCCGCUCCUGUUUUUAAGCAUCUCAAUUCCUCCUUUCGCUCAUCGAGGGAACUCAAUGUCCUUCUUCUCGGCCAAUCACAAUCGUCGAACCGUUCAUAAAAUCCCGCCUAUGACGUCGCACAGUUCCGCCAGACUCCGCCUCCAACAUUGCACGAUCCAACGUUGCACGUUGCAUACAAGGCCACCACGUGGCAAUCCGCCUCUUUCAUGG